CAUGGAGCAGCUGGUAGGUUAGAACCACUGAUCUUUCGGUUCGCAGCUGAGCGCUUAACCGCUGCACCACCAGGGCUCCUAACGUGACCAUGUAAAGUCAGAUUGUCUUGAUCCAAAUCUCAGCUUUACUGCAUUUUAACUAUUUACAUUGGGCAGUUUAACAUACUUAGGCUUCAGUUUCUUUAUUUAUAAAAAGGGGUAAUAAUAGUUUUUUAUUUGUAGAGUUGUUAGAAUUAUCUUAAAUAAUGCAUGAAAACACUUAGUUCAGUUCAUAGUCCAUAGUAAAUGUAAAUAACUGUUUAGCAAUUGUUAUUAUUUGUAUUAUCAUUAUUAGUUCUAGAAAGAUCACUCUGGUUACUUGGAUUAGAAUGGAGUAUGAUUAGUGUAAUUACAGGGAAACACGUUAGUUAUUCAGACAAAAAAUAACAGUGACUUGAGUUUGGAUAGAAGCAGAGGGAGUAGAGAAAGAGAUUCUAUUUGAAAGAAAUUUCAGAGGUAGAAUCCUUGGCCUUGGUGAUUGAAUGAAUGUGGGAGAUGAGGGAGAGGGAGGAGUAAAAGAUGAGUCAAAGUACCUCAGAUCAUUUUUGCAUGUGGUUGAUAUAAAUAAACCACAUCAGAUGUACUAAAAAAAAGAAAUUAAGCUCAUUUUCAGCAAAUAAUAAUUGACCGAUAAUGCCCAGAAGCUAACCAUAUGAAUUUGAAGACCUGAGAUUGAUUCUUUCUUGUUUGUAGUCGUUAAGCCUCUGAAUAGGUUGGAGAAGAAUAAAUAUAAUUUGAACAGUCUUUUCCUUUCUUUUUCUGACUGUUUCCCUUUUAGUUCUGUUGUGUUGUUACUAUUUUAACCUUUUAGUAUCGGGUUGAACCAUAUGAAAGUUACCAUUUUUGUAGGUCAGAAAUGGUUAAAUAUUGGCAAUUUCAUAUGGUUCAUCCUACUCUUAUUCUUUCAGAACUUUUAACAGGGAUUAUUUUCAGUUAGAUUGAGUACCAAAGACUGAAGGAAUAUUGCUAUGAUAACAUAAGAACAAAAGGAAUUGAGCCCCGUGAAGUAGUGAAUUAAACCUCAUGUCCUAGGUUCUUGCCAUAUCAUAUGGCUCUGGGAGGACAUCUUGCAGCCAGAUUUUCUUUGUUAGCUUUACCAAAAGGGCAUGUUAUGUAUUAUUUUGGCUUUUUUUUUUUAACCCGAUUAUAAAAGUAGUACAUAGAAAUUGGUAAAUUGAAAAUAUAGAAAGUCACAAGGAAAAAAAUUAAAAAAAUCACUUACAAUCCUAUCGUCAAUGAUAAGUAGAGUUCGUUUUUAAUGUAUUUUCUUUUAGUGACGUAUGUAAAUAUAUAUACUUAACGAAAUUGUUUUUUCCCCAAAAAGAAUAUAUAAGUGCAUUAUUUUUAAGAGGAUAUGUGUAUAUAGAUUUUUGUGAGGAUACAAAUUUAUUACCUCCCUCCAUGUCAUUAAUAAUUUGUUUCUCCUGAAGAAGGUAUUUUUCUUUAGUUUAAAACAUUAACUCUUGACUGAUUUGACAAAGUGUGGCUAUCAGGCUUUCUCACUGUUAAGUUUACUAUGUGAAUAUUUUGACCAUAGCACCUAAGUGGUUUUACUAAAACAAAAAUGAAGUUGAAAAGAACUACUAUUAUUCUAAUGAUAGUAAUGCAAUAGCUUGUUUUUUUAUUACAUUUUUAUUUCUUUCAAGUUAUCAGCCAAUGUAAAUAUCUGUUUUUAUUAGUGUAGCUGUCUAAUUUUAUAUAUGAGAAACCUGAGAUUUAGAGAAGAUAAGUUACAUGCCCAAAUUCACAAGUAAUUAGUGAAAAAACCUGAACUCCUGGCUGUGACAAAUGUUUUUUUCAUUUACUGGAAUAUGGUAACUCACAAAUCAUUUCUUUAUUCAUUCAGUAUUGAUUAAGCACUCAGUGAGUAUUCAAAAAUAAAGUCUAUGACAAGCAUGUAGAAUAGUGCAUACCCUGGUUUGGCUUGAGGAUAAGGUGUUUGGAGGGCAGAGUGGAAUAAUGAGAUCAAACUGGAAAGACAAUAAGGAGCCAUUGACUCUUCUGAAUAGUGUAGAACCAAAAUGAAACGUGUGUUCUUGGAUAUUUAAUCAGGUAAAAAUGAAUAGUUCAGAGAAAUAAAAGCAACUAGAAGUCCAGAUAAUAGUUAGUGAUGGCCUACAGAAAAGUUUUAAAAACUGAAAGGAGGAAAUGAAUUUGAAAGCUACUGUAGAAAGAUUGCAAGAACUUGGUGACUUAAGAGGGAGAGGGUUGUCAAGAUGAUUCCUAAGUUUCACACCUGAGUGCCUGGAAAAAUAUUGAAGAAAAAAAAUGAAUCAAGAGAGGCUUACUUGGUAAGAAAAAUAUAUUUGAGUUUGAAAUCACAGGACAUCCAGGUGAGAAUGUGUGACCUACAGGCAAAUUGUAGAUGGAAAAGAGAGCUCAGAAGUAAAGCUAGGGGUGGAGACCUAGCCAGAAAAAUUAGAGGGAACAGUUGAUGCCGGAUUAUCAUUCCCUCUUUCCUGCCUUUCACUGCCUUGCAUAUGUGUAGUCUCAGUGUAUUUGAGGAGUACAUGAUAGCAGUGUGCCCAAGUAGCUGUUGUGUGCCUUUCAGCUGGGCAGUCAAAAGAAAUGAGGGGCACUUUAGGAUUCAGAAGAGCCCAGCCUCAAGCAGUGCAGCAUGAUUAUGGAUUGGUGGGGAAACACUGCAGCAGUUAGAAAUUCUAGCUGUUUAGAAAGGCUAUUUUAAUUUUAUGUGAGUAAAGUUAUAUACUCCCUAUGUGCUUGCUAGGUAUUAGUAAGUCUUUUGUUUAUAUUGUCUCGUUUAAUUCUCAACAACCCUAUGGAAUAGGGAGUAUUAUCCUAAUUUUAUAGAUGAUGAAGCAGGCUAAGAGAGGCUAAGUAAUACUAGAGGAAGGAUUUAAACCCAAAUUGGUGUCCCUUCAGUGCUCUUGGUCUUCUUACUAUACCUCACUUUGCCAUAUUUUCCAGUGAGACCUGUCAAAUAGAGCCAUCAGACUUCUGCUGAAAUAGGUUUUUGAGUUCCUUGCCUUCGUGUGAUAAACACAGUGCUUCAGAUCUUAAAAUGUAAUUCUUUGAUUCUGACUGUGGGUGGCCACCUGCCUGCAGUGAGAAAGCAUGUGUAUAAAACAAAUGAAAAUUGGAUAACAUAAUACAUGUCUCCACCCAGAUGUACAGACCUCCUGGAAUGUUGACAGAUGCCGGCGUUUGUUUAUUUUCUUUCACUCUCUUGUUGUUGUGUUCCACUGAAGCUUUAUUUGGGAUGAGUUGAGAGUUCAAAGGUAUCUGGAGUAAAGGAUACUAAAAAUACACAUUUUCCACAGCACCCCGCUCCCAGUUAGCUGAAAAGUGUCAUCAUUUAUGACACUGCUAGAAGAGCCACAAUAUAAACCCAGUUUGCUUUGUUUGAAAUAGACGCAAACAAGAUCGUGUAUUCUAAGAGACAAAGGCUAAUUUGUACUGUGAGACUUCCAAGCCGGGAUAGAAAUGGCUACAUUUACUUUUCCAUCUUUUGUUUGUACAUUUACGUACUGCUUCUCAGCAAAACUGGAAGCAAGAAAUUGUUUCUCAAAACUAUAAGACAGUGCCAAAUACAAGAAAAAUGUGAUUCCCCUUCUUGGUGCAUGCUAGUUUUGUAAUAUUCAGAAUGGGUGAGAUUGUCUUUAUUUUUCUCUCGAAAAGCUAAUUUUUUAAGUUUGAUUGUGUUUUGAUUGUCUCUCUUGAUAUUGGUCAAUAUCCAGUGAAUCAUGAGAGGGAAAGUUAAGGCCGAAUGUUUAGCCUUCUAGUUAAAACUUGUUGUGUAGCUGAAUUCCUCAGUUGCCAUACCCUUUUCAUUGUUUAAUAUUGUUCUCUGUUUCUUGGGAAAAUCCCACAAUAGGAAUUUCCCUUCGUCAUUACCCUUCUGACAGUAUGUUUCAGUCUAACUCCUGGCAUUGUGUCUUCAUUAUUACCCCUUCUCCUUGCUAGCAGUCUGAAUUCUGCCCAUCUGCUAAAAGGGGGUUUCCAGACAGAGGAGGAAACAGCUUUCAAAUGCUGCACUGCAGGCUAGGAGCAUGUUAAGCCAUCCCCCCAUUGUGUAGUCUGGAAUCUGGGAGCACCUCUCUGAUGAUGCAUUCUAAUGAGCUGCUGAAGAUGCCAGAGUGUGUGCGCUCACACGUUUUCUUUCCCCUCCCCUUUUCCUUUUCCCAAACCCAGUCUUCUCCCUGUUUCGCCUCCUACUCCUUUAUCCCCUCCCUCUGUGUCUCAGUUCUGCAGUAAUCUGAGCUGAAGCACAUUCCUGCUUUUCAAGGCUUUCUGUUAAGGAUGUGUUGUGGCUUUUGUUUGGAUUGCAGCAUACACAAUUACAGGUAACACACUGAAAUUGAGCUAAAUAGAUAAAUUUUCUUGUAAUGUUUUUAGAGAGGCAAAAUAUCACAUCAGAAUCAGUGGAAAUAGGUUAUGUUGGCUGAUUUUAUUAAUGGUAUUUAUAGUGUAACGUUUUCAGAAAUGUUGAGGUAAUGAGAGGAAAAAAAAAUUAAACAUAUUCCUUUUCUCCCCACAAAAGGCUCAAAUGAAGGGAAUUGGGGUAGAUUGAUUUGACUGCAGUUGAUUUUGUUAUAUGUUAAUCCUGAAAGCUUGCUGUUGCUGUGCCUCCUCCGUAGAGUAAGGACCAGUUAUGCGGGGUGCUACUAGAGGUAGCCAUGGGUAUCUGGUGGGAAGGUUGAUAACACCCUGAGCUAGCCAGGUUCUUUGAUUAGGGUACUAGAUGCAAAGUGUAAAAUGCUUUCUCGUUUUCUUCUAUCAGCUAUUAGAGGAAACUCAUUACAACUCCUGCUGAAGCUCCUAAUUUUCCUUCCUUCUCUUCUGCCCCUUCCCCCACCCUCACUUGGCCUGAAGACAUUGUCCCCAGAGUUUGCCUUUCUCCCCUGGUGCUAUGUGUAUGGUGAACCUCCCACUAUGGCUACAUCUGGGACUGGCCAGACAACUGCUGCUGGCUCUUGCUAUUCCAAGAAGGAUUUAAAGGAGAAUUGCACUGCAGGCAAUGUACCAAAGCAGCAGCAUCGGGAGCGUGGGGACUAAGGCUCCUCUGACAUUAUUACAUAUACCCAGAGCUGACCGCAAUGACAGCAGCUGCUCCUUCGAACUGCCGGCAGCAGCCAAGUGGCAGCAUGAAGUGAGACGUCACUCCUGAGCUGAAGAUGAACUUCACCUUGGAUGAAAAUCAGAGCAGCCACUCCUUUUGCCUCUUGGCAUUUGGUUAUUUGGAAACUGUCGAUUUUUGCCUUUUGGAAGUGCUGAUUAUUGUCUUUCUAACUGUAUUGAUUAUUUCUGGCAAUAUCAUUGUGAUUUUUGUAUUUCACUGUGCACCUUUGUUGAACCACCACACUACAAGUUAUUUUAUACAGACUAUGGCAUAUGCUGACCUUUUGGUUGGAGUAAGCUGCCUAGUCCCUUCUUUAUCACUCCUCCGCUACCCUCUUCCAGUAGAGGAGUCCUUGACUUGCCAGGUAUUUGGCUUUAUAGUAUCAGUUUUGAAAAGUGUCUCCAUGGCCUCUCUGGCCUGCAUCAGCAUCGAUAGAUAUAUUGCUAUCACUAAACCUUUAACCUAUAAUACCCUGGUUACACCCUGGCGGCUACGCCUGUGUAUCUUAUUGAUUUGGCUAUACUCCACCCUGGUCUUCCUGCCUUCCUUUUUCCACUGGGGCAAACCUGGUUAUCAUGGAGAUGUGUUUCAGUGGUGUGCGGAGUUCUGGCACACGGACCCCAACUUCACCCUGUUUAUUGUGAUGAUGUUAUAUGCGCCAGCAGCCCUCAUUGUGUGCUUCACGUAUUUCAACAUCUUCCGCAUAUGCCAACAGCACACAAAGGAAAUCAGUGAAAGGCAAGCCCGCUUCAGCAGCCAGAGUGCAAAGGCUGGGGAAGUGCAGGCUUGCCCCGAUAAGCGCUAUGCCAUGGUCCUGUUCCGAAUCACUAGUGUGUUUUAUGUCCUGUGGUUGCCGUAUAUCAUCUACUUCUUGUUGGAGAGCUCCACUGGCUACAGCAACCGCUUUGCAUCCUUCUUGACCACCUGGCUGGCUAUUAGCAACAGUUUCUGCAACUGUGUCAUUUAUAGUCUCUCCAACAGCGUCUUCCAAAGGGGAUUAAAGCGCCUCUCAGGGGCAGUGUGUACUUCUUGUGCGAGUCAUACCACAGCCAAGGACUCUUACACAGUUAGGAGCAAAGGCCCCCCUAAUGGAUGCCAGGUCUAAAAUGGCACAGAUACUGGGUCACUGUGUGUGCGUGCAUGUGCGUGUCUGUGCGUUUUCCUUUUUAUCUCUUUGUAUUUCUAGUUUACCAGGAAAUCUGGGACGAAAUGAUUUGACUUCAGCAAUACCAAACAAAUGAUCCAUCCAAAAUACCUUCUAAGUUUGCAGAAAUUAUUUUCUAAACAGUAUUUUUGAACCAGAAAAAUCAAGACCAUGAAUAUAAAAAUUCUCUUGGUUUCAGUUUUUGAAAUGCCAUGGAACUGACUCCCGUUCUCAGAUUUAAAAUGAAUAAAGCCAUAUCUAACACCUCUCUCCAGCUGACAUGACUGAACCUGGGUGUGAAAAGCUUCAACAUUUAAAAGAGUCAUCCAUUUUCUUGACACCUUCUGGGUUCUUUCCAGCUGUUUGGGCUUUAUGUGCAGUUGAUUUCUUUUAACUAGGGAUAUUAAAGUACAGUGAUGAAUUAAUACAAAUUAUUUACCUAUAUAGUAGGCCUGGUGGCGCAGUGGUUAAGAGAUUGGCUGCUAACCAAAAGCUUGGCAAUUCGAAU
This is a messenger RNA of Trichechus manatus latirostris (Florida manatee), 6771 nucleotides long. RefSeq names its product G protein-coupled receptor 21 (gene GPR21). Gene Ontology annotation, cellular component: plasma membrane. Lineage: Eukaryota; Metazoa; Chordata; Mammalia; Sirenia; Trichechidae. Gene Ontology annotation, biological process: G protein-coupled receptor signaling pathway; cellular response to light stimulus; phototransduction. Bases 5175 to 6224 code for a protein of 349 amino acids. The transcript has a single exon. The record is from RefSeq and is a predicted model, not a curated record. Gene Ontology annotation, molecular function: G protein-coupled photoreceptor activity.